AUGGCUGUGAAAAAUAAUGAUUUUGAUGCUGUUGUAAUUGGGACUGGUUUAGGGGGUUUAGCAACAACCUUGAGAUUAUUGAAUUACAAUAAGAAAGUUAUUGUGCUUGAUAAAUCUCCGAAACAUGGAGGUAAUUCGAUCAUGGCAUCGUCGGGUAUCAAUGGAGUUCCAACAAAAUUUCAGCCCGUGAUUGGAGAUUCGGUUGAAUUAUUCAUCGAAGAUACUUUGAGAUCUGGAGGAGGUUUAACUAAUGAAUCUUUAGCUAAAUUAUUAGCUAAAAACUCCAAGAAUGCUAUCAAUUGGUUAGUUGAUGAAUUGGGAUUGGAUCUACUGAUAGUUUCCCAAUUGGGAGGACAUAGUAUGCCCAGAACGCAUAGAGGUCCUGGAGGACCCCCUGGUUAUGAAAUUAUCACUUCUUUAUUCAAUGACAUAAAGAAUCAUCCUAAUGUAACCGUAUUAAUGAAUAGUCGUCUCACUAAGAUUAUCAUGACAGAGGAAACUGACAUCAAUUGGCCAAGUGUCAGUGGGAUUGAGUAUCAAGAUGUAAAUAGCGGAGAAAUCAACUUCUUGAAAAGUAGAAAUUUGGUAUUGGCAACUGGAGGUUACCUGGCUGAUAUCUAUUCAUCUACUUCUUUGAUUAGAAAAUACAGACCUGAGUUGAUCAAAUUUCCUUCGACAAACGGCGAUGCCACCACUGGUGAUGGCCAGAAAAUUGCUGAAAGAGAUUGUGAUGCAAAGUUGAUAGACAUGAAGGAAGUACAAAUACAUCCAACAGGAUUCGUCAAAUUCACCCCUGGAGAAAUGGAUAAGGGCAAAAAGAUCCUUUGCGGAGAAUUAAUCAGAGGUAUAGGUGGGAUAUUGUUAAGUCCUUUAACGGGGAAAAGAUUCGUCAAUGAAUUACAAACCAGAGAUGUUUUGUCUUCAUCAAUCUUGAAAAAUUGUCAUACUAAAGAUAUUUUUCAUUCCGAAGGUCAAACCGCUUUCUCCGUAAUAGCUGUCAGUAAUGAGGACUAUCAUAAAGCCAUGUCUCAUGUAAAUUUUUAUAUGAAGAUGGGAUUGAUGUUCAAAGGAAAUGUGGAAGAUUUACAUAAACUAAUGACUCAAAUAAACCCAAACCUCUCGAUAACAAGCUUGAGGCAAGCUUUGGUUGAAUAUAACGAUGCCAUGGAAAAUGGUGACAACUGGGGAAGAACCCAAUUUGGAUCCAAAUUUGAAGAGUCUGAAUUCUAUUUUGGUAUAAUAACACCCGUGUUACACUAUACCAUGGGAGGUAUCCAGAUCGAUCAUCAUUCUAAUGUUGUUAGAACUGAUAACCAUGUUAUUUCUAAUUUGUAUGCAGUAGGAGAAGUUGGGGGUGGUUUACACGGGCGGAAUAGAUUAUCUGGUAGUUCUUUGUUACAAUGUGUUGUGUUCGGAACCUUGGUAGCUGAACACAUAUCAGAAUUAAAGGGGCAGUAA
Yamadazyma jaroonii is the source of this 1458-nucleotide messenger RNA. The record is from the annotation of a GenBank genome assembly. Lineage: Eukaryota; Fungi; Ascomycota; Pichiomycetes; Serinales; Debaryomycetaceae.